This is a messenger RNA of Talaromyces atroroseus, 1122 nucleotides long. RefSeq lists its product as hypothetical. The transcript has a single exon. Gene Ontology annotation, molecular function: oxidoreductase activity, acting on NAD(P)H. Bases 1 to 1122 code for a protein of 373 amino acids. The record is from RefSeq and is a predicted model, not a curated record. Lineage: Eukaryota; Fungi; Ascomycota; Eurotiomycetes; Eurotiales; Trichocomaceae.
AUGGCUGUUCCCACCAACCAAGCGGCGUGGAUUAAUGACAAAAACGCCAAACCCCUCGAAGUCAAGGAAUCUCCGUAUCCAAAGCCAGGCCCCAACGAGCUCGUGAUCAAAAAUGCUGCGGUUGCCAUUAACCCUAUAGACUGGUUGCUCCAGGAGACGGGUCACCUCGCCUUUACCUGGAUUAAGUAUCCAUUCAUUUUCGGCAGCGACUUGUCGGGAGAGGUGGCUGAGGUUGGCAGCGAGGUGACUCGGUUCAAGGUUGGAGACCGCGUUUUGGCUCUCGGAGCUGGAACUGAUCAGGACCGCAACAAUGCUGCGGAGGGAGCUUUCCAGAACUAUACAGUUGUCAUGGACAUUUUCGCCAGUCAUAUUCCGUCCACCCUGUCCUAUCAAGACGCCGCUGUUCUUCCCCUUGGUUUGACAACUGCUGCUGCGGGCCUUUUCCAAGAGGACUCUCUCAACUUGCAGUUGCCUACCGUUCCUCCACAGGCACCAACAGGCAAAGCCGUGCUGAUCUGGGGAGGCUCUACAAGUGUCGGAAGUAAUGCUAUCCAGCUCGCUGCCGCCGCCGGCUACGAGGUCUUCACUACGUCCUCACCAAGGAAUUUCGACUACGUCAAGAAGCUGGGCGCCUCACAUGUCUUCGACUACAACUCCAAGGCCAUUGUGAAGGAUUUGAUUGCGGCUUUAGCGGACAGGACCGUUGCUGGUGCUUAUGCCAUUGGAGUAAACUCCCUUCCGCUUUGCGUUGAUAUCAUUGCUAAGACCAAAGGCGUCAAAUUCGUCAGUGACGUUGGAUCCGUGGACAUCCCCAAGGAUAAGAAACUUUCUGGCUUCACACUUAUUCCCUUCCUACUGGGCACAAUGAGCCGUGGUGCAUCGCUCUGGUUCAAAACAAAGCGCACCGGUGUCCGCACCAAGUUUAUCUAUGCGACUGACAUUAAGAAGACCAAUGUCGCCAAAGCUAUUUUCGAGGACUUCCUUCCCGAGGCUCUCGCUGAGGGUCGUUUUAUUCCUUCGCCCGAGCCUCUGGUCAUUGGCCAAGGGCUCGAAAAUAUACAGAGUGGAUAUGAUCAGCUGAAGAAGGGAGUUUCGGCAAAGAAAGUUGUUGUUACGUUGUAA